GCGGGAUUGCAUUGCACCAUCCUCGGGCGAAAUCACACAACCCCUCCAAGGCCCUGUAAAAUACUUCUGCGCUGCGAUCCAACCCCCCCACGUUUCCCACGUUUCCCAGCGCCGCAAAGACGCCUACGAUCGAGCAAUUGACCAAACAGAGGCGUCGCCGUCACUUGGACCUUGUCGCACACCCGCACCCUUUAACGAAUAACCACGCCUGAGCCAUGACGGCUCACACCGACCAACCCAUCACAACGCCGCCGCGCGCCCCGUCGCCGGUUCAUGGCUUCGGCACGCUCGCCGUGCAUGCGGGGUCGCCGCACGACCCCGCGACGGGCGCCGUGAUCGAGUCGAUCUCGCUGUCGACCACGUUUGCCCAGUCGGCCGUCGGCAAGCCCGUGGGCGAGUUCGAGUACAGCCGCAGCAGCAACCCGAACCGUAACAACUUCGAGAACAUGGUGGCUGCCCUCGAGCAUGCCAAGUAUGCCCUCGCUUUCUCCUCCGGCAGCGCUGCGACGACCGUCAUCUUGCAGUCACUGGCUGCCGGCUCGCACGUCAUUUCCGUCUCGGACGUCUACGGCGGCACGCACCGCUACUUCACCCAGGUCGCCAAGGCCCACGGUGUCAAGGUUACCUUCACGCCCGAGAUCGAGGUCGACAUCCGCGACCACAUUACCGAUUCGACCAAGCUGGUGUGGAUCGAGACCCCCAGCAACCCGACCCUACGCCUCGUCGACAUCCGCGCCGUUGUGACCCAGGCGCACGAGCACGGCAUCAUGGUGGUGGUGGACAACACCUUCCUGAGCCCCUACAUCCAAAACCCACUGGACCACGGCGCCGACAUUGUGAUGCACAGUGUCACCAAGUACAUCAACGGGCACAGCGACGUGGUAAUGGGCGUGGCGGCCUUCAACAGCGACGACCUGCACAAGCGGCUAUCGUUCCUGCAGAACGCCCUGGGCGCGGUUCCGUCGGCGUUCGACUCGUGGUUGGCGCACCGCGGCGCGAAGACGCUGCACCUGAGGGCGCGCGAAGCCACCACCAACGCCACGGCGGUCGCGCACGCGCUCGAGGCGAGCCCCCACGUCAUCGCGGUCAACUACCCGGGGCUCGACUCGCACCCGCACCGGGCCAUCGCCAAGAAGCAGCACCGCAACGCCAUGGGCGGCGGCAUGCUCUCGUUCCGCAUCCGCGGCGGGCACGCGGCGGCCGAGCGCUUCUGCCAGCUGACCAAGAUCUUCACGCUCGCCGAGUCGCUGGGCGGCGUCGAGUCGCUGUGCGAGGUGCCCAGCAGCAUGACCCACGCCGGCAUCCCGCGCGACCAGCGCGAGGCCGUUGGUGUCUUCGACGACCUCGUCCGCAUGAGCUGCGGCGUCGAGGAUGCCGACGAUCUCAAGAAGGACGUACUCCAGGCCCUGGAGCGCGCCGUCGCCGAGACUGAUGGGGUCAAGAACGGGAACGGCGUUGACGGGACGAACGGGUCUAAUGGGUUUUAAGCGAUAGAGAAAAGUUAUGCAGUGUUUUUCUCCCGUUUUCGUUUUUCUUUUGCUAUGGCGGGGUGAUGAACCCGCCGGCGAUAGACGGCAUGGCGCUCCUUUUUCAUUUUUGUGUGUCGGGUUGAGAUUCCGAUUGGAACGGCUUUGCGCACUCAGCAUAUUUGCAUUGUGCAUAGAUAAGG
Molecule: messenger RNA, 1669 nt
Organism: Chaetomium fimeti
Lineage: Eukaryota; Fungi; Ascomycota; Sordariomycetes; Sordariales; Chaetomiaceae
Product: Cys/Met metabolism PLP-dependent enzyme-domain-containing protein
Exons: 1
Coding region: 216-1487 (423 amino acids)
Biological process (GO): transsulfuration
Cellular component (GO): cytoplasm
Molecular function (GO): carbon-sulfur lyase activity; pyridoxal phosphate binding
Source: RefSeq, a predicted model, not a curated record